Messenger RNA from Pseudonaja textilis, 2051 nucleotides. The record is from RefSeq and is a predicted model, not a curated record. NCBI's taxonomy places the organism in Eukaryota, Metazoa, Chordata, Lepidosauria, Squamata, Elapidae.
AUGGUCCCAAAUGAUGAAAACCAGUACAUGGGAAUUAUCCAUCUGCUUCUACACUUUGACUGGACAUGGGUGGGUCUCUUCACAGGAGAUGAUGAUAGUGGGAAAUAUUUCUUGCAAAGCAUGGAAGCAUUGUUUUCCAAGUAUCGAAUCUGUUCAGCCUUCAUUCAGGUGUUUCCAUGCCAAGGUCGUGUUUUGACCAGUGAUGAUAUGGGUACGUUUGGGAAUCUCCAUGUAUCUGUUAUGGAUCAGAGGGCUAGAGCAUUUAUCAUCUAUGGAGAUACCAUGAAUCUUAUGUGGUUAAUUACCUACAGCACUCUUCUUGUUUCUGACAACACAUAUUUGGGGAAGGUGUGGAUCAUGACAGCUCAGAUGGAAUUUGCAGUAACGGGUGUGACAAGACGGAUGGAUUUUCAAAUGUUCCAAGGUGCCAUUUCCUUUGCAAUUCAUUCCAAGGAACCUCAGGAAUUUCAGGAGUAUCUUCAGAAGAAAAACCCAUACCAUCCUGAAGGUGAUGGUUUUGCCCAGUUGUUCUGGGAACAGGUUUUUGAAUGUUCAUUUCCAAAUGCUUCAGAAACAUUGGAGCCAGAAGAACAAUGCAUUGGGAAGGAGAACCUGGAGAAGCCUCCACGGUCUGUUUUUGAAGUGAAAAUGAGUGGCCACAGCUACGGUAUCUACAAUGCUGUCUAUGCAGUAGCCCAUGCUCUCCAUGCAAUGCACUCAUCGAAGACCAAACACAGAGUAAGAAUGGGGGAGCAAAGACUCAAAUUUGAAGACAUGAAAUCUUGGCAGUUACAUGCAUUUCUUCAAGGGAUGUCAUUUAACAAUUCAGCUGAAGAAAACCUGAAUUUCAAUGAAAAAAAAGAAAUUGUUGCCGGAUUUGAUAUAAUGCACAUGAUUUUAUUCCCAAACAAUUCCUUCCGUAAAGUCAAAAUUGGAUGGAUAAAACCAGUGGCUUUUGAAAAAAAACAAUUCUUUAUAGAUGAUGAAAUUAUUGAGUGGCACAGCACCUUUAACCAGGUGUGUCCUAUUUCUGUGUGCAGUGAUUCAUGCCCACCAGGGUUUCAGAAACAAAAGAAGGAAGGGGAGAAAUUUUGUUGCUAUGACUGUUUACCAUGUCCAGAAGGAAAGAUCUCCAACAAGACGGACACAGAUGAAUGUAUGCAGUGCCGAGAUGAUCAAUAUCGAAGCCAGAACAAUGACAGCUGCUUCCCCAAGAUCAUAACAUUUCUUUCCUAUCAAGAACCAUUAGGAAAAAGUUUAGCCUCAAUAGUCCUUUGUUUUUCACUGGUUACAGUCUUCGUGUUUAUUACUUUUAUUAAGCAUAGAGAUUCUGCCAUUGUCAAAGCUAAUAACCGAGAACUCACUUACACUCUCCUUUCCUCCCUCCUCCUCUGCUUCCUCUGUUCUUUCUUAUUCCUUGGCCACCCCCACAAGGUCACUUGCCUCAUUCGCCAUGUUGCUUUUGGUAUCAUUUUUACUGUGGCGGUAUCUUGUGUGUUGGCCAAAACCAUCACUGUGGUUCUUGCUUUCAUGGCCACCAAACCAGGAUCCAAUGUGAGGAGAUGGAUGGGAAAAAGGCUGGCCAAUACCAUUGUCCUUUCCUGCUCUGUCAUUCAAGCUGGCAUUUGUACUGUAUGGCUUGCUAUUGCUCCUCCAUACCCCAAGUUGGACAUAAAAUCCCUGCCAAAUGAGAUAAUAGCAGAAUGCAAUGAAGGCUCUACCUUCAUGUUUUACUUUGUCUUGGGCUACAUGGGACUUCUCUCCAUCAUAAGCUUCAUUGUGGCUUUCCUGGCUAGAAACCUGCCAGAUGCUUUCAAUGAAGCGAAGUUCAUCACUUUCAGCAUGCUCAUGUUUUGCAGUGUUUGGUUGACUUUUAUCCCGACUUAUUUGAGCACCAAAGGCAAAUACAUGGUAGCUGUGGAGAUCUUUUCCAUUUUGGCCUCUGGGGCUGCACUGCUUGCCUGUAUCUUUUCUCCAAAAGUUUAUAUUAUCCUUCUGAGGCCCGAGCUGAAUAACAAGGAGGGAUUAAUAAGGACAAAGAAUAAACCCAU